CAACGACAACCAUGUCGCUGACCAAGUGCCUUCUUCUCGCCCUUUUGGCCAUCGUGGCCUCCGUGAGCGCCGAACGGGUUCGCUAUGACAACUACCGCCUGUACAAGGCCGCCUCGGCCGAUGCCAAGCAGCUGGCGGUGCUGAAGGAUCUGGAGGGAUCCAGCGAUUCGAUCCUCUUCCUCGACGGAGUUCAUCUGGUGGGCGCCGAUGUCCAAAUCGUGGUGGCUCCCCACAAGGUGCCCGAUUUCCUGGACAUCAUGGGCAAGUCGGAGAUCAAGUACGAACUGAAGUCGAGCGAUGUGCAGAAAUCGCUGGACGAGAUCGACGAGAAGGUGGCCAUCAAGGGACGCGCCACCAGGGCCUACAACUGGGCGGAGUACUACGAACUGGACGACACCUACAGCUGGCUACAAACCCUUGCCCAGCAGAACCCGGGAGUGGUUACCCUCAUCGAGGGCGGCAAGACCUACCAGGGACGCUCCAUCCUCGGAGUGAAGAUCACCCGGGGAGGCGCCAACAAGCCCGGCAUCUUCCUGGAGGCCGGUAUCCAUGCCCGCGAAUGGAUCGCCCCCGCCGCGGCCACCUACAUCAUCAACCAGCUGCUGACCUCCGAGGUGGAGACCAUCAAGCAGCUGGCCGAGAACUACACCUGGUACAUCCUGCCCCAUGCCAAUCCCGAUGGCUAUGUCUACACCCACACCACGGAUCGUCUGUGGCGCAAGACCCGCACUCCCUACGGCAGCUGCUUCGGUGCCGAUCCCAACCGCAACUGGGGCUUCCACUGGAACGAGGUUGGGGCCAGUAGCAAUGCCUGCUCCGACACCUACGCCGGUCCCUCCGCCUUCUCCGAGAUUGAAACUCUUUCGCUGUCGGAGUAUCUGAAGAGCCUGAAGGGCAAGAUUCAGCUGUACAUCUCGCUGCACGCCUACUCCCAGUAUCUGCUGUAUCCCUAUGGACACACCGCCGAUCUGCCCGAUAAUGUGAAAGAUUUCGAGAAGGUCUACGACGCCUCCAUUGCCGCCGUGAACAAGCGGUAUGGCACCAAGUAUACCGGUGGAAAUAUCUACGAUGCCAUCUACCCGGCUGCUGGAGCCAGCGUGGAUUGGGCCUACGGCACCCAGGAUGUGCGCAUGUCCUUCUGCUACGAGCUGCGCCCCUCUUCGACCUCCUACUUCACCGGCUUCAAGCUCCCCGCCGAGCAGAUCGUUCCCGCCAGCGAGGAGCUGCUCGACUCCAUCGUCGCCAUGGCCGCCGAGGUCAAGAACCUGGGCUACUUCGACUAAGCGACUUUGGCUUACCCAAUAAAGUACUCACAGUUUAACGGCAUAA
Molecule: messenger RNA, 1329 nt
Organism: Drosophila takahashii
Lineage: Eukaryota; Metazoa; Arthropoda; Insecta; Diptera; Drosophilidae
Product: zinc carboxypeptidase A 1
Biological process (GO): proteolysis
Molecular function (GO): zinc ion binding; metallocarboxypeptidase activity
Source: RefSeq, a predicted model, not a curated record